Molecule: messenger RNA, 1035 nt
Organism: Durio zibethinus
Lineage: Eukaryota; Viridiplantae; Streptophyta; Magnoliopsida; Malvales; Malvaceae
Product: putative pectinesterase 52
Biological process (GO): cell wall modification; pectin catabolic process
Molecular function (GO): pectinesterase activity
Source: RefSeq, a predicted model, not a curated record
AUGAAGCUUAUAGCACCAUUUAUUCUCAUGUUGUCAGCCCUUCGUUUGGCAAUGCUCCCUCACAUAGCGUAUGCUGAUUGUAGCACUGUAAACGGUGGCUUUGCAUCUACCUUCGUCGUAGACAAAUCUGGUGGUGGAAAUUUUAACACCAUUCAAUCUGCCAUCGAUUCCAUUCCUCCAAACAAUGGUCAAUGGAUAAAAAUUCAAAUUAAUACCGGUGUCUACAAGGAGAAGGUAACCAUUCCAAGAGAGAAGCCUUGUAUUGUUCUUGAAGGACAAGAUCGAAGUGUCACAACCAUUACCUUUGACGCCCAUGAAGGAACAGAUACUAGUACUACUUUCACCUCCAAUGCCGAUAAUAUAGUUGCCAAGGGCCUCACUUUCAAGAACUCGUAUAACCAUGCGUUGCUGCUAAAACAUCUGUCAAGCGACGGAUCACUUCCCCCUAUAACACAGGCACUUGCAGCAAGAAUCCUAGGUGAGAAGUCUGCAUUUUUCGAGUGUGGUUUUUUGGGGUUGCAAGAUACGCUAUGGGACGGACGAGGCCGCCAUUACUUCCACAAGUGCUAUAUUGAAGGGGCAGUCGAUUUUAUAUGGGGUCGUGGCCAAUCUUUCUAUGAGGAGUGCUCAAUAAAUGUGACUGCUGGUGCAUAUUCUUCAGAACGUCGUCAAGGCUAUAUAACAGCUCAGGGUAGAGAAUCAUCAGAGGAUCCUAGCGGUUUUGUGUUUAAACGAGGAAAAAUCUUUGGAACUAUGCAAGCUUAUCUAGGAAGAGCCUAUCGUCCUUAUUCUAGAGUGAUAUUUCAGGACACAACAAUGAAUUCAGUGGUGGUUCCUGAAGGGUGGUAUGCCUGGAACUACGCUGGAAAAGAAGAAAAUUUUACCUACGCUGAGGUGAACUGUAAAGGACCAGGAUCUGACACUUCCAAACGUGUUCCAUGGGAAAAGAAGCUUAAUCCAUCCCAACUGAAAGAAUUUUCGUUAUCGUCGUUCGUAAACCAAGAUGGAUGGAUCGGCAGAUUGCCAGAAAAUUAA